Molecule: messenger RNA, 7841 nt
Organism: Caenorhabditis auriculariae
Lineage: Eukaryota; Metazoa; Nematoda; Chromadorea; Rhabditida; Rhabditidae
Source: the annotation of a GenBank genome assembly
AUGCAUGCCGGCUGCCUUUUAUUUAUAGGCUUUUCAAUUUUCUGUGAUACAGGUAGUUAGAAUUUUCGUGGCUUCGAUUUGAUAAUUUUAUUUUAGCAUAUUCUUUGAGCAAUUUCAUAGAUAGUUACCAAACGCUGAACUAUCGUACCAAAAAUCUCAUUUCGCAUUUGAAUCGAAAAAAGAGGUCAAUUUCGGAAGAUGAGCCACUGGACGUGCGGUUUCAUGCCUAUAACAGGUGUUUUUAACUUUUUUUUUUUUGUUCUUUCAAUUUGUUUCAUUCAAUUUUCCUAAUGUCUUGUGAAUAGAAUUGAAAAAUAUAUUGUAUUGAUUGGUUGAAUUGAAGUUGGUGACUUUCCAGAAGCUUCAAUUUGAUGCUGAGUCCAGUAGACGAUUUUUUCGGUCCAUUCGAUUCAAAUCACGUGGCCGACAUUGAUGGCGAGUACGUUGACCUGAAGCCUGCCAAUUUUCUGUUUGAAGGAUAUUUGAAAGGUUUCCAUUUUCACGUCUUGCAAUUUUUUCUAUGUUCCUAUUAAAUUUCGUAAAGUUUUGCUUUUUUCCAUCGGCAAAGUCAAAAAAGGCUCCAUAGAAUUUAGGGUAAGAAAGGCUUCUUUUGCGCCAUUUUCGCUGCCUCUAACUUUUCUACUGUUUCUUGACCUUUUGAAAUCUCAGAAAAAAAAAAUGGAAGGGACUCUUUUUGUUGCCUUUAUGCGAAUUUUUUUUUUGGACCCUGUGUGCGGCUAUUAUUAACCAAUCUGACUUCGCCUUAAUCACAGGUUAUACAAAGAACAAAUUUAUCUCCUGUUUUUUUUUUCAAUGUGUUUUAAGUGUUUGAGCGUCGAGAUCCAACAGGAGAAAGAAAAAAACUUCAGUUAAAAAUAGCUGUAUGAUCAAGAAAAGUUCACAACUAUUCUUUGUAUUCCAGGGGAUCCUUACUCAAAAGUGUACGGGUCUGUGUUGGACGGCGUGUUCGAGGGCCACAUUCGCGAUGGCGCCGGCCACGCUUUCACCGUCGAUAAAGCGUCCAAGUACUUUGACCACUCGGAACGGCCGUCUCAUUACCAUUCGAUCAUCUACCGCGACGACGAGAUCAACCAUCAAAAGUGGAGAGUCAAACGGUAGCCUUCUUUCCAUUGUUCUCCGGAUAGUUUGAUGGAAAAAGUUCCAGAGAUGCCGAGAGAAUGGCUUCUUCGGUUCACGGCUGUGGGAUGAGCGAUCGAGUGCGUCGCGAUAUGGAAAAAGUCCAAAGUUCUGCGGAAAAGACGGAUUUUUACUCCAACUUUAUGACAAUGUUCCAUUUUUCCCCCCCGAUCUUGGUGGUACAUGUCCUGUUCAGGCCUGGAAGAACGAAGAGGGCGACGCGCGACGAAGCCGGCCGCUACUCGGUCAGAACUUGCUCCCUGUACAUGCAAGCCGACCACAAGCUCUACCAGCACAUCCGUAUGAAGGAGGGGAAUAAUGAUCCCAUCAGGUCCUUUCACCCAUAAAAGACCACUUGAAAAUAUUGUCCGGCUUUAUUUGCACCUUCGAAAAGUAAAUAGCCAAGUAUUGAUCAGAUGGAUGAAAAAAAGAAAACCCGCAAGGAUUUGUUUAAAUAAUCAUGGUUAACGAGAGCAUUUUUUUGAAAUUUUGAAUGAACCUUCAUAAUUACCUAGGGAACGUUUUUUAGCCCCCAGUUAAACUUUUGCUGAAACUUGAGUGUACUUUAGGUCCUGAUUGAAGAACAAGAAAAAAAAAAUUCUCACAAUAAAUCUUGUUUUCGAAUUAAGACGCCUCAAAAGCUUGAAAUUUUUGUCAUAAAUAGCGUAUUUUGCAAACUUUGAAGAUUCAAAACUCGAAAAAACGAUUUAUCGGAAACAUUUUUUACUCGUUCUGCAAAAAGUAAGUGUUUUCUUUCGGUGGCGUAAAAGAAACCAGCGAAAUUUCGAACGGCCACUUUUCUUUCAUAUCGUGUUCUAUUUUUUUGUUUCCUUUUUCUUUGCGCUUCAAUCAUGAACCAACUACCUCUUUUAUGUAGACAAGUUCAAAACGAAGAUUUUAACGAGAAAAAAAAAUUUGAAAGACCCCUAGUGACAUGAAAAAGUCGCCGUUCGAAGUUUCGAUGAUUUUUUUUAUAUCAUCUCUUAUUCUGCAUUCUACCAUAAAUUCUUAACUUCAUUGCAUUUUAUUGAAGUUCAACUCCGCAUUUUCAGAACUCGCGAAGAGAUUGUCAGCUUGUUCUACAACCACAUAAAAGCCGUCAAUGAGAUCUACGAAAAUACGGAUUUCAAUGGUAUUCGCGGUCUCCACUUUGUUAUCCAAAGAACAUCGGUUCCUUUUUCCUAUACUUCAAAAUCAUUCCCUUAACUUUUUCAGAUUUACACUCCCGAUUCUUGUGAACGAGGCAGAGCAAAAGCCGAUUCGGACAAUCCAUUUUGUGAAGAGGUUUUUGGCAAAAAGUCGGGUGAAAAGUAACUUUUUCUCAGAAUGUCGACGUCUCCAAUUUUUUGAACCUCAAUUCCCAGCGCAAUCAUUCGGCCUUCUGCCUUGCCUACGCUCUCACUUUCCGAGAUUUCGUCGGCGGAACCCUCGGUCUCGCUUGGGUCGCCAGUCCUCAGUACAGUUCGUUUAGACAUUAUCAGAAAUUUUUUUUGAAAAAAGUCCGGAAUCGAAAUUAAACGCGUCCGUAUCCAUUUUUGAGAUCCUGUUACUGAAUAGGGCGCAGGCCAAGCCUAAUCCGGAAUCGAAAUUUAAAAUUUUAAAGACCUUCUGGUGGGGGCUGAAUUAAAUGAGAGAGGGGGGCUAUAUUCCAUAAAAAAAUCCCCCAAAUGCUACGAUUCUAGAAUUCCUAGACAAUCUUCAAGAACCGCUCCACGCAAAUUUGGAAUAAGCAUUGCAAGCAUUGUCCGGAUACUCUUUUUGCUGCCUUUUUUGAGCCCCUUCAUUUUGAAUUUAGUAAUAAAAUCAAUUCAAAUAGACCUCAAUACACUUCAUGAAAACCUUUUUUUGUAAAAGUCCUCAUUGAAGAUACUGCCGGAGGCAUCUGCCAAGUACACCAAAGGUACAACGAAGGCAGUCGAGGCUGGGUUUUCCGUUCGCUCAACACCGGAAUCGUCACCCUUGUCAAUUAUGGAAACAGAGUGCCUGCGCGAGUUUCUCAGCUUACAUUGGCCCAUGAGAUUGGCCACAAUUUUGGGUCUCCGCACGAUUUUCCGCUCGGUUUCCCUUCUCUCUUCAGUUCAUAGUAUUAUCCUUCAUUGUCAGAAUGCCAGCCUGGACUGCCCGAUGGCAACUUCAUAAUGUUCGCCUCGGCGACGUCAGGAGACAAACCCAACAACGGCAAGUUCUCGCCGUGCUCCGUCGCCAACAUCUCCGCCGUGCUGCACGUCGUCCUUCAGUCGGUUCCGGUCGACCCGACGCGCAACGCGAAUCCGGUCGGGUUCGGCAAAAGAAACUGCUUCCAGGGUAUCUUUUUUUCGCAAACAUAAAAAAGCAAAGUGCCUCUCUUAUAGAAAGAACCUCGGCUUUCUGUGGCAAUCAGAUUUUCGAGCCGGGUGAGGAAUGCGAUUGUGGAUUCUCGCAGGUUAAAACUCUGUGAACGAAAAAGAGAUGAACAAAACCUUUCAGGCUGAUUGCGACCAAAUGGGCGAUAAGUGCUGUGUUCCUCACGAGAACCGCGGCACCGGAGGCCCUGGUCCCUGCAAGAGAAAGGUUUCAGAACAGUUUGGUGUUAUGUGACCAGUGGGGACGUUGUAGUAGAAGAUUUAUCAGUAACAAGAAAUUAGGCUAGACUAUAACAAACGAGGGUUAUAUAGUGCUAAGGGAAGAGAUCCCGAAGAUUAGGGAAGGUUCCAGAAAAGGUGAAGUUUAGAAAGUAUUAAGAUUAGAAUCAAAGAUGGAACAUUCCAGAAUUUUAAAAAUCCUUUCCGAAAUCAAUAAUAUUCGAGAAACCUUCUAGAAAGUUAUAGAACAAUUGAGAAGAUUGUAGAACUUUGUAGGAGGGAAACCAUUACAAAGGAUUCCUACGAUCUGAUAAGACUAGAAAUGUAUGGAAUACUAUAAAUAGGUAAAACUGGAAAGUUCUUUUGAGGAUCCGGAGAAGCAGCUAAAAAGAUUCCUCUAAUGGCUCCUGAAAUCAUGUGAAAAAAGCUUUUGAGCCCCUUUUUCAUAGCCUCGGCGGAUCCUUUUUGAAUCCCCUCGAAUCUUUUCAGUUGCUUUCCAGCAUCAUUUUUGUUAAAGGAUGUGAAAAAAUGCAAAAGUUGAAUAAAAAAGAUCUGUUGGGGACCCUAAAAAGGUCUUUUUUUGAGAAAAGCUUUUGAGGAGUUUUUUCGUUUUGCCCGAGUAAAACAUUCUAGAAUCAGCUUGACAUAUGCGUUAUGGUCCAACAUUUUGAAAGACUUGAUUCAUCCAUUUGCUGCAGCGUGGAGCGAUGUGUUCGCCGUCCGAAGGAUACUGCUGCAAUCCCGACACCUGCACUCUUCAUUUAGACCGCGAAGACAAAAUUUGCCGACAGGUUUUUUUUUCUUGUGAAGAUUCGGGCCUUUAGAUCAGUUUGAUUGGAUCCUAAAUCGAUAACUUCACUUUUUUUUCAAUAUUUUCACCUGAAAUGCAAAAUUGUCUCUGACUCUCCAAAAUUUAGUUAUAUUUUCCUUUCUCUGAAGGCCAUUUGGCGUAGGAAGAAGGUUUCAUGAAUUUUCAUUGACUACCUCUUUCUUAAGAAAUAAUACGAUUUUCUGGAUUAAGGAGGAUUUAUAGGAAUCGGAGUGCAGCCACCAGCAGACGUGCGACGGCCACACCGCUCAAUGUCCAGCCUCGCCGCCCAAAUUCGACGGUCUUCCUUGUCAGGACAGUACAAAGGCAUGGACCCAACAUCGCUUUUUCCACUCAUUAUUGUUUUUUUCUAAAGGUGUGCUCGGCUGGUAGUUGCAACGGCUCGGUUUGCGAGAUGUUCGGUCUGAAAGAUUGCUUCCUGACGGAAGGAAAACCGGAGGAGCUAUGCUACCUCGCUUGCAUCAAAGACGGAAGUUCGUUUGUACUAUUCUUGACCGGUUCAGUUUCGGUAUAGUCUGUUCGUCGCAGUUUUUGAGUGUCUGCGUCUCUCUGUUCCCUCUCAGAAAAGCGAAAAUAGCUCCUCAAAAAGAGAGAGUCGUCGAGAGAAGAGGAGAGCGCAGAGAAGUCCCGCAAUUUCAAGUCGCGAAAAACCGACUAUAUAGCUGAUUCACAGCUGGCUUCAGCCAUCGAAAAAAGGAUCCUGACACGAUAAUGCACAAGAUAGCGCCUGGCUCGUGGAGAGCGCAGACAGGACACGCCCCCUUAGCGUCCCCACCUAGCCGUGAAUCAGCUAUAGCUGACGUAAAAAAAAGAAAAAGAGAAAAAUAUCAAUUUUUUUUCUGAUCUGAUCUUUCGACUAAUAGGAAAUGCAUCAGCAGUCAAAAAAUAAUAUACACAUUUAAAAAAAACCCGUUUAGAAUGCACUUCAAGCGUCAAUUUGCCUGAGUUCGCCGCGAAUAGAACUACGUUUUUGCAAUCUGGACGCAAAGGAAAAACUGGCCUCAUCCUUCAUCCGGGCUCCCCUUGCAACAACUACAAAGGUGAUUUUGUACACUUACCGGAAGAAUAUUCUACUUUCAGGAUAUUGUGACAUCUUCCGCAAGUGCCGGAGUGUCGAUGCCAACGGACCUUUGGCCCGACUCAAGAAUCUGCUCUUCGAUAAAAGGACCAUCGAAACUCUGACCCAAUGGAUUCAAGUUAGUCAUUUUGAUAUAGUUAGAGCUUGAAAGCCAAUGCAGUCAAUCUGAUUUAUUCAAAGUUUUCACAUAGCAUCAUCAAAGGGUCCGGAGAAGUAGCUAAAAAAUUCCUCUAAAGCUUCUAAAAUGAUGUGAAAAAGCUUUUGAGCUCCUUUUUUUAGCCUCGGCGGAUCCUUUUUGAAUCCGCUUGAAUCUUUCCAGCAUUUUUGUUGCAGGAUUUGUAAAAGACGCAAAAAUUAAAUAUAAAAAGAUCUGCUGGAGACCCUUAAAAGAUCUUUUUUGAGAAAAGCUUUUGAGAAGCUUUUCAUUUUGGGAGCUCGGGAGAAUUGCCAGCUAUUUUCAGUCUUGAUCUAUAAUUUAGGACAACUGGUGGGUCGUGAUGACCGGCGGCCUCGGACUCCUCUGCUUCAUGGCGCUCUUCGUCAAAUGCUGCGCCGUCCACACUCCGAGCACCAACCCCAACAAACCGCCCGCUUUGAACAUCUACCAGACGCUCACUCGUCCUGGAACUCUCAUAGUUAGCCUUUUUAUCUCUCUCUUUCUAAAACUACAGGCUGACUUUUAAAUAUGAAGCAAAAGCUUGAUUUUGGAAUCACAGCGUCUAGAGAAAUCAAGGUCUUUAUAAAAAGACUUCUACUUGGUUUUAUCAUCGAGUUACUUGUGAAAAUCAUUUAUAGAUAUAACAGAAAAAAAUUUCUUGAAAUUACUGUCGGCAUGUCGUUUUCACUGGAGGUUAUUUUGGUGGCCAGCUUUCCUUAUAUCAAUCCGUUUCGAAGCCGUAAGAUUUCUUUUCCAGAGACAGCGGCGUCAACGUCACCGUGCAGCAGCCUCGAACGGCUCGGCGUCCGCGUCGGCGGCUCCGAGGGCCGUGAGCAACUCCGCGCCGCCGACGGCGAGGCCAGUGGCUCCGCGGCCGUCGGCUCCGCCCCUGAUCGUUCCUCCGCCGGUCAUGGCCCCGCCUCCCAUUCCGCUAGUACCUGCCGGUCAGCCUUUUAAUAGUUUCUUGUGACUCAGCCUAAUCAAAAUUCCGCUUUUUUUUUCCAUGUUUCUCACCUUUAAAAAAAUUAUUAUUUCGAAGAUCCUCUUGAGAUUUUUCAAGGGUUUUGAUCAAAGUCCACUGUACAAAACUUUGCAUGUAAUUUUAUAGCCGAUUCACAGAUAGCUUGGGCGUGGCCUGUCUGUGCUCUCCACCAACCAAACAUUAUUUCUUUAAUUAUCGUGACAGGACCCUGCUCGAGCCAGACGUGAAUCAACUAUAACCGUUCUAGAAAAAAUUUUUUUGAAACAGUCCCAAAAUUUGAAAAACUGAAGGUUUUCAACAAUUUGAACGUAGGAUCUACUGAAGAAUUUUUGAGCAUUUUGGGUGUAGCAAAAAGAUUUCGAAGGAGAUUUCGAUAAGAAGUUGAAAAAAAAAGAUUUUUCGAAAACAUAGAAGUCUGCGUUAUAUUUUGCUUACUACUUACUUACUUACUUAGAUACUUAGAUGGUCCAUCUUCGCUUUCGACCUUUUAUUGCCUUUUAGUGCCUUUUAUUGAUCGAAGCGUGGACCACACGUUUUCCAGGAGGUCUUAUGCAAUCGGUCAUCCAGUGUUGUCGUCCUGGUUGACUGGUAUUCUUGCGAAAAAGUUCCAUCCGUGGUGUUGAACGUGUUAUAGCAUAAUUGUGGUCUUAUUAUCCUUUUUGCCUUGCCAGGGCUAAAAAAGACCGCCCAUUCUGUUAGCAGAAGCAAGCCGAAUUGCGUGACCGGUGUACCGUUAGCCGCCAUAAAUGGCGUUGCCUCCCCAUCACCGCGUAGAGGUGGUACUUGAAGGGGAUUUUGCUUACUGAACGAAAAAAUUCAAACAUUCAGACUUGAAUAAAUUAAGAAUAGUUUUCAACUUUCAACGUGGUGAAAAUUUCGUGCAAGUUGGGUGAGACUUUAGUAUGAAUAUAAGUUGUCGUUCAGGAAGCGGUCCUCCCCCAGCGGCGGUUAUCGUAAUGGAACCCCCACCGCCUUAUACGGCGGCAGACCCUGGAAGUGCCCUGGGCGGACCCCGUCGUGGACACCGCAACAACAAACGACAGACGGCCAGCGACGCUCGUCAGCCCAACGCCGGAAAGAAGAAAUCUGGAAAAUAA